Molecule: messenger RNA, 693 nt
Organism: Corapipo altera (White-ruffed manakin)
Lineage: Eukaryota; Metazoa; Chordata; Aves; Passeriformes; Pipridae
Gene: RPL31
Product: ribosomal protein L31
Exons: 5
Coding region: 144-521 (125 amino acids)
Biological process (GO): cytoplasmic translation
Cellular component (GO): cytosolic large ribosomal subunit; ribosome
Molecular function (GO): structural constituent of ribosome
Source: RefSeq, a predicted model, not a curated record
GACCCCCUCAGACCAGCCCCGCCCCGCUGAGCCGCUCCCGGCGCCGGCGCAGUCUGUUCCCACCCUCGUCCCGGAAGGGCUCCUGUUUCCCGGAGUGCCUCGCGCGCUCCUUUCCGGCCUGUGCCCGGGCAGGCGUUGCUCAGAUGGCUCCUGCAAAGAAAGGCGGCGAGAAGAAAAAGGGGCGCUCUGCCAUCAACGAGGUGGUAACGAGGGAAUACACCAUCAACAUUCACAAGCGGAUCCAUGGCGUGGGCUUCAAGAAACGGGCACCACGCGCUCUCAAGGAGAUCCGUAAGUUUGCGAUGAAAGAGAUGGGUACUCCCGACGUCCGCAUUGACACCAGAUUGAACAAAGCAGUCUGGGCUAAAGGAAUAAGGAAUGUUCCUUACCGUAUCCGUGUACGUUUGUCCAGAAAGCGCAAUGAGGAUGAAGAUUCACCAAACAAACUGUACACACUGGUUACCUAUGUACCAGUGACAACAUUCAAAGGUCUACAGACAGUCAAUGUGGAUGAAAAUUAAUCUGAUUUUCAUUACAAAUAAAAGGAUAAAAAGAAAGUUUAUUCCUAAGUUGUUGUUUUUAUUGUCCAGUCUCUUCAAGCUCUCAGCUGUGAAACAUUGAGUUGAACAGGUACCAACAUCUUAAAGUAUCUUGUUUUCUUUAGUCUUGUACAUAAUGGUGCAAUUUGCUUAA